AUGGGCGCUGGUUGGCGAGGUCUGCUUGCGUGUAAGUGCUGCCUGUCGGCCCCUUUCAAAAGCAUGGUUGCCGUCAAGACCAGCGACGCCAUGGCUCCUUGCCCGUUCUCGCCGCCAUCGCCUCCCUGUCCGAUCUGUGGUCAGCCGACGACGACUUGCGUUACGCGGACCAGCAACAGGAACGGCAACGCUGGACGACCGUACCUCAAAUGCGGAUCUUGUCGAAAGUUCAUUACCUUCGUGGACAAACGAGGCAUCAGCUCGAAGAACCCAGAGUGUGUCUGUGGUAAAGCAAGCCGCAUUCAGGUCGCUGGGAAGGGAAAAGGCCGGGGGUUACACUACGUCUGUCAGUCCGGAGCUUGCGAUUUCUUCGAUGUUGCUCGGAACAAGGAUGGAGACCAGAUCAGUCUUACCGAAAAGCUGGUAGAGGAUCUUGCUCGAAUCUUGAUCUAA
Molecule: messenger RNA, 453 nt
Organism: Pseudocercospora fijiensis CIRAD86
Lineage: Eukaryota; Fungi; Ascomycota; Dothideomycetes; Mycosphaerellales; Mycosphaerellaceae
Exons: 2
Coding region: 1-453 (150 amino acids)
Source: RefSeq, a predicted model, not a curated record